Molecule: messenger RNA, 699 nt
Organism: Erigeron canadensis
Lineage: Eukaryota; Viridiplantae; Streptophyta; Magnoliopsida; Asterales; Asteraceae
Exons: 1
Coding region: 1-699 (232 amino acids)
Source: RefSeq, a predicted model, not a curated record
AUGAUUAAAGACAGUAAAUGGAAUUGGCCUUUAGGGUGGAUAAACAGGGUACUUGAAUUGGGAAAUCUGAGUGUACCUGUGUUACAUAAUGAUGUUGCAGAUAAAGUAAUAUGGAAAAAUAACAAUGGGAAUGAGGUUGAUUUUUCAGUUGGCAGAGUCUGGAAAGACACUAGGGAAUGUGGUUCUAAAGUUCGUUGGAGUAAGGUUGUGUGGUUUAGUCAAUGCGUUCCUAGUCAUGCCUUCAUUCUUUGGCUGGCUAUGAGGGACAGAAUGCAGACACAAGAUAGAAUGGCGAAAUGGUGUCCUGCAACUGAUUUUUCAUGCAUGUCGUGUGAUAAACAAAGUGAUUCAAUGGAUCACUUGUUCUUUAGAUGUGAAUAUUCAAAUUACAUUUGGGAGGAAAUGAAGGAGUAUAUAGAGGAUAAAACAAUACCUAAUAGCUGGAAGGAUGUUAAAGAUUGGAUAAUUAGAAAAAAGUCUAAUAAUUCUGCGGCAAGUGUAAUUCAAAGGCUGAUAGUUGCUGCUUGUGUGUACAUGAUAUGGAAGGAGAGGAAUACAAGAUUGUUUAGCAAAACUCAAAUGCCCAAAGAAAAAGUGAGAGACAAAAUUAUUGAAGUUGUAAAGAUUAGAUUUAUAAGAUUGAGAUUCAAAGAUGGAGAUGAAUACAACAAAGUUAAGAAGAAAUGGAAUAUUGUGUAG